AUGUUGAACACUCAGAGUCGUGGCAGCUUUGCCAUCUCUUCCACACUCGUUUUGCUUUUCUUCUCCACUUUGGAAUGCUCUACUGCUCAGCAGUUUUUACCGAUUGACUGGAGCGAGACUAAACAUGGGCCAGAUGGACCUUGGAACGCCCUGUCCGUACAGGUUGGCGGAAUGAAGAAUUCGACUCCCAUCAAGUUGCAGCAAGUGCAAGUUGACCUUUACCCUGGCAGUCAUUGGAGCUCGUUUAUCCCCAUGAACGUGUCAUGCGAGACGGCUGGAUCUACCUGUGGUCAGGGUACAACAUGGUCACCCAGCUUCGACCGCGGGACCGAAGCUGUGACAACGGUCUCUGUCAGUUUCUCGCCAUAUUUCGUAUGGAAUAACACGAACACCAAUUUCGAAGGAGAGGUGGUCGCUCAGGCGAUCACUCUUGGUGGCAAGACUGUUUAUCAAGCCGACCUAGUCAGUUUCGGGCCCGAAGGAUCUGGAUAUGGCUACAGCAGCUCUAUCACGUACCCCAAUGGCGUGAAAACCCUUCCAUCACUUGGACUGCUGGCGCUCAAUGCUGGCCCUAACAACAAAGACAUGGAUCAGCAGUUCGCAAAGAGUGAUACUAACAGUACAUACGGCUCUGAAAGUGUUUGGAUACCCGCGGGAUAUCUCUACAACCAAAGCAUCAUUCCAUCUUACUCUUAUGGCUUGCAGAUGGGUUCUGCCGCACUCGGAUAUCCUGGAUCCUUGUACCUCGGAGGCUACGAUAAAGGAAGAGUGAUUGGACCAUACACUACCUACGGCACACAGAAUCCGACCUUGCUUGACAUUCAAAUUGGAGUCGAGACGGGAGGUAGCCCUUUCUCCUUCCAGAACAAGACCAAUUUGUUGCUCCUUGACAACGAUGAUGGCGGCAGCAUCAACGUAGAGAUUGUACCACAUUCACCAUCCCUCUACCUUCCGGUCAAGACUUGUGAGGCGUUGACCAAAGUCUUGCCGAUCUACUUCGAUCAAGUAACCAAGUACUAUCUCUGGAACACAUCUGACCCGAACUAUAAUUCGACGGUCAAGUCGGCCUCGUACUUGAGCUUUAUUUUCCCUCCCGCACCAGGGGCUUCGGACAACGUCACCAUCAAAGUACCCUUCAAAUUACUGAAUCUCACUCUCACUUAUCCUAUUGUUGCUUCGCCAGUACAAUACUUUCCGUGCCAGGCAACAGUGCCCAACGUUGACAGCCGCAUUGUUUAUGCUCUUGGUCGAGCCUUCCUUCAAGGCGCGUUUGUCGGCUGGAACACGAAUACGAACAUCGGAUGGCUCGCUCAAGCUCCUGGUCCAGGUGACUCUGGUACGGGACUGGGCACAGAGGGGAAGAACAUCGCAAAUGAUGCUACCGUGAUCGAUGUGUACGAUGGCAGCAAGAGCAAUUACUUUGCACAGUCAUGGGCCAAACAUUGGGAGCCGAUACCUUCGACUGCUAAUACAGCGCCAACCUCUGCGGCCUCGGCCCCGGCUUCGACAGCUCAACAAAAGAGCAUAUCUACGGGCGCCAUAGCCGGUAUUGCUAUUGGCGGCGCCGUCGUCGUCUUUGCGCUCACCGCAGGCUUAGUCAUAUGUGCAAUGAGGCGCCGCAGACAACGCAAAACUGUCAAAGAGAUCCCACUUGAUGAGCGGAGCGACUCUCCUAAGACAGUCGACAUUAUGAUGGAGUCACCUUCUCGGUUGCUUACACCACCGCCGCCUUUCACCCAUGGUCCGCACGAGCUCCAUCAGGGCCGAUUCUACCAGGUUGCAGAGAUGCCAAGCAACCGCGAAGUACAGGAGUUGCAUGCGGAAUCUCGAUCCGCACCAGUGAACUUGGGACGACGCGACGUUCACGAGUUAGGACUUCCCCCGACUCCCAGAAUUUAAGCGUAGGGAACUAGAGACAGGUGAAUGGUGACGGAUCAUGAUGUUUAUGGCAGACAAAGGUGCCAACGAUUCUUAUGUUGUCUCCUUAGUAUACCAUUGUGCAGGCACAGUUUCGUGCGUAAUAUGUUUCUUAGGAUAUAGUUGAAUACUGUCUUAUUAUCAAUUUCGGU
Messenger RNA from Aureobasidium pullulans EXF-150, 2069 nucleotides. RefSeq lists its product as uncharacterized. The transcript has a single exon. The coding region runs from base 1 to 1899 and encodes 632 amino acids. The record is from RefSeq and is a predicted model, not a curated record. NCBI's taxonomy places the organism in Eukaryota, Fungi, Ascomycota, Dothideomycetes, Dothideales, Saccotheciaceae.